GCAAAGAACUGACCACACUCAGCAUCCAGUCAAAGGUUUGGAAUCGAAACGGUUCUUAUCCUUAAUUCGGGAAAUUAGAAAAAGGAGAACUUAAUUAUGAAAAUAUUUGUUUGUUUGGCCGCCCUAUUAGUGGCAUCAGCUUAUGCCGGCAAUGCCAAGAAGGGCAUUCCCCUAGAGAAGAAACUCGACAAACGAGGCCUUCUCAAUCUCGGCUAUGGCUAUGGUCAUGCUGGUCUUGAUAUCGGAUAUCUUGGCGGCCAUGGUGGUGGAUUAAUUGGAUCCGGAUACGGACAUGGAAUCGGUGGAUAUGGAGGAACUGGCGGUGGAAUUUUGUUGGGUCAAUCAGCUGAUGUCACCCGAACGGUAACCCUUGUCAAAGGUGUCCCAGUGCCAGUUGCCGUUGACAGACCAUACCCAGUGACAGUUGAGCGACCAGUUCCAUAUCCAGUUAAAGUUGGCGUGCCACAACCUUACGAAGUCAUCAAACACGUUCCAUAUGCAGUCAAGGAAAUUGUCAAAGUACCCAUUCAUGUGCCACAACCCUAUCCAGUCGAAAAGAAAGUACCAUAUCCCGUACAUGUGCCAGUCGAUCGUCCAUACCCCGUCAAAGUUGCAGUUCCCCAACCCUACGAAGUGAUCAAGCACGUUCCAUAUCCAGUUAAGGUGCCAGUGCCACAACCCUAUGCCGUCGAUAGGCCAGUACCAUACCCAGUUAAGGUUGCCAUUCCAGUGCCACAGCCAUACCCAGUCGAGAAGAGAGUACCAUACCCAGUCAAGGUUGCUGUUGAUCGUCCAUACCCCGUCCAGGUGCCACAACCUUACCCAGUUGCUGUUGAGAAACCAUACCCAGUUGUGGUUGAGAAACAAGUGAACGUGCAAGUCCCAGUGCCAGUUGAUCGUCCCUAUGCUGUUCCAGUAGAUCGUCCAGUUGCCUACCCCGUCAAAGUACCAGUUCCACAGCCCUAUGCUGUUGAGCGUCCAUACCCAGUUGCAGUAGAUCGUCCAGUUGCUUACCCAGUUAAGGUUCCAGUCGAUCGUCCAUACCCAGUGACCGUUGAGAGACAAGUCCCAGUUGCUGUUGACAGACCUGUGCCAGUGCCAGUUGGAGUGCCAGUCGGUGUUUCGUAUGGUGGAUCCGGAUACGGUGGUGGACUUAUCGGCGGUGGAGGUCAUGGAGGUGGAUUGAUCAUUGGAGGUGGUCAUGGAUACGGUUUAAGCAGCGGGCAUGGAAUCGGUCUCAGUAGUGGCCAUGGAAUCGCUUAUGGCGGUGGACACGAAAUCGGUUAUGGACACCACAAGUAGAUAGAUCAAUUGUACCAAUUCAACCACCACCACACAAUACCUGCCCAAGAACCCUUCGAGAAAGAAUACACAAAG
Molecule: messenger RNA, 1377 nt
Organism: Episyrphus balteatus (marmalade hoverfly)
Lineage: Eukaryota; Metazoa; Arthropoda; Insecta; Diptera; Syrphidae
Product: tetra-peptide repeat homeobox protein 1-like
Exons: 3
Coding region: 97-1302 (401 amino acids)
Source: RefSeq, a predicted model, not a curated record